Messenger RNA from Hermetia illucens (black soldier fly), 1064 nucleotides. RefSeq names its product THAP domain-containing protein 1-like. Bases 395 to 982 code for a protein of 195 amino acids. The record is from RefSeq and is a predicted model, not a curated record. Lineage: Eukaryota; Metazoa; Arthropoda; Insecta; Diptera; Stratiomyidae. The transcript is spliced from 3 exons.
CAGUUCUCUUGUCAGUGGAAAAAAUGCUGAAUGGAAAUUCGACGCUAUGUUGUUCUGAGAGGGACGAAAUCAUAGAAGUGAUUGUAAUUUCAGGGAAUCUCAACUCGAAAAUUCCGCUGCAAUCAAUUGAGUUCGCCGAAAGCAUUUUGGGCAUGCCGUGACAGUUAAACGCCCGGGACGCCAUGCUAUUUGAAACGUGAAUCAAAAAGCCCACAAACAAAUGGAACAGCAUUCAUCGCGGUCAUGAUCUUUGCGGCGAUCCGCAAAUUUAAUUUGCUUAUGAUACGUCACUUGGGUCGCGAUUAUCGAGAAGACUGUUUCGAUUUGAAAAGUGUUUAAAUUUGUGGUUUUAAUUUUUAUAUCAAGACAAUUUUUUGUGAAAAAUUAAUUGAUAAUGGUGAGAUGCGCAAUAAAUGGUUGUGAAAGUUAUCAAGGCAAAAAGGGAAGUACCUUGAGAUUCUUUCGUUUUCCGAAAAAUAAGACAAUUUGCGAAGAGUGGAGAAAACUUUGUGAAAAGUCUAGGAAGAUCGACUUCAAAAAUGCUCGUGUGUGUUCAAAACAUUUUCUCCAAGACGAUUAUAAGCUCCAAGACAUACUUCUGGAGACCUUAGAAAGCAAAAGACGGUUAAAGGACGAUGCCGUUCCGAGUCAGUAUUUACGGGAGCAGGGUACUGAAAGUGAGAGAUCGAAAAGAGUAAAAGUCAGGAGACAAAAAAAGGUGGUACAAGAUGCUGUAUCAUCUUUUGAGAGGCAAGAAGAGAUUGCAAGUCAAAUCGAAGUGGAAAGUAUUUUACCUGUACAAUCGACUCAAAAAGACGCCGAGGUUCAAACGGAGGUUGAUUACGAUUGUAGCAGAGAAUUGCAAAUAUUGGAGCUACAACGAGAAAACAGACAACUUAAGGCUCACAAUAAAAAAAUGGUUAAACGUCUACAAAGAGCAGAACGUACUAUUUCUUCACUACUCUUGGAAUUAGACACCUAAAUGAUUUGAUUUCGCAACGAGCCACUAAAAAUUAUGAAUAUUAUUUAUUAACUUUAUAUGUUGAUGUUACGUUUAUGUUCAA